AAAUAAAUCCUGGAAAAUUAGAAAAUAACUAAUUAUUUUGCAUAUAGUGCAAUUAUUGUACUUUGAAGCUCUUUUUUUGUCUUGACGUAAAUGAUGUGUUGUAACCCAAAAGACUUCUGGAGGACUCAUUAACCAGCAGUUUUCUGUUAUUGAUGCUAUGUGGCCGUGUAAACACUGUCUGGGAUUAAAGUUCAGCCUCCUGGGCAAAGUUUCAAGCAUUUCAUUUUUUUUUGGGAAGCAGCGGAGGUGUGUCCACACAAAAUGCUGAAGCGAGUCUCCACAUUGAUAAUUAGAAGAGGACUUUCAACAUUUCAAAAUGACAGCGUCUUCCAACUUCAUCCAUCAGUAUCGCAGGCGCUGGCAGAAAAGCGUCCAGUGGUGGCGCUAGAGAGCACUAUCAUCACUCACGGCAUGCCCUAUCCUCACAAUCUCAGCACAGCCAGAGAGGUGGAGGCCAUCGUCAGGGACCAAGAUGCCACCCCCGCCACUGUCGGGGUGAUUGAGGGCAAGGUUCACGUCGGUUUGUCGAUGGAAGAGAUGGACUUCCUGGCCCACUGUGCGGGAUCCGUCAAGGUGUCUCGACGUGACUUGCCGUAUGUGGUUAGCCAAGGGCUCACUGGAGGGACCACUGUGUCGGCCACCAUGAUAGCUGCACAGCGAGCUGGCAUCCCUGUAUUUGUCACCGGAGGCAUUGGAGGAGUGCACAGAGAUGGAGAGAACAGUUUGGACAUCAGUGCUGAUCUAACAGAACUAGGCAGGACUCCCAUUGCUGUGGUGUCUGCUGGGGUCAAAUCUAUUCUAGACAUCGGACGCACUUUGGAGUUCUUGGAGACACAGGGUGUUUGCGUCGCCACCUACGGAACCUCAAAAGAUUUCCCAGCCUUCUUCUCUCGGCUAAGUGGAUUCACCUCCCCGUACCAAGUCUCCGACCCUGACAAGGCUGCACAACUCAUUGAGAGCGCUUUGUCGCUGGGUGUCCACAGUGGUGUGUUGAUAGCCGUGCCCAUCCCUCAAGAACACUCGGCAACGGGCCAACGGAUAGACCGAGCAAUCCAGACAGCCGUGGCAGAGGCAAGUUCUCAAGGGAUUGCAGGAAAAGAUGUGACGCCGUACAUUCUCCAAAGGGUCAACGAGCUGACGUUAGGAAAGUCCCUUCAAUCCAAUAUUGCUCUUAUUCAUAACAACGCUAAAGUUGGCAGCCAGAUAGCCUGCGCGCUGUCAAAACGGAUGAAGAAAGGAAAGUCAAGUGGUGCAUUACAUCAUCCCGCUAAACAAUCUCAAUCCAGUAUUGUUGUCAUCGGCGGGAUAAAUGUGGAUUUUAUUGCAAAAGGAAAAACCAAAACACUUCAAUUUGGACAGACCAACCCAGGAAGCGUUUGUCAGUCGUACGGGGGCGUCGGCCGAAACAUCGCCGAUUGCUUGAGUCGUCUGGGCCAUCGGCCGACAUUCAUCUCAGCCACUGGAUCGGAUUCUCACGCCGAUGCUGUCUUCAAUUACUGCAAACAUAUGGACACCAGCGGCGUGAUGAGGUUGGAAGGUCAAAGCACAGCAACUUACUGUGCCGUGAUCACUGAAAAUGGAGAACUCAGUCUCGGAUUGGGCGACAUGGACGUUCAUCAGCAGAUAACGGAACAAUAUGUGUCACAGUUUGAAACGCAGCUUUUGUCAUCUACUCUGGUGUGUCUCGAUGGAAACAUCCCAGCCUCCACCAUCAAAUAUGUUUGCUCCGUCGCCAAACGACACAACAUCAAUGUUUGGUAUGAGCCGACGGAUUCUGAAAAAGCUUGUAAGCCCUUCCUAUCUGACGCCUGGAAGUCGCUGUCCUACACAUCACCCAACUUGCCGGAGUUGUGCAGCAUGAACAAAACACUUGGCCUCCAAACGCCUGAGGUGCUCCCAAACUCCCUGGAGCAGGUGCUGAGUCUGGCCGUGGCCCUCUCACGCCCCCUUCUGGAGCAUCUCCACUGCCUGGUGGUCACCCUGGGGAAGAACGGAGUGUUGUUAUGCGGGGAGCACCACGCGGGCUCCGUCAACUUGAAGCCAAGGAAAGAGGCAAAGACGAGGACGCUGUGCGCUGUCCACUACCCAGCCCUGAGUGUAGCAGCACAUGAGACAAUGAAUGUCUCAGGAGCAGGAGAUAGUCUUGCAGGCGCCUUGAUGGCCGGGAUCCUCCAGGGUCGUGACACGGACACUUGUGUUCGGAUGGGUCUUCUGGCCGCGCGCCUGUCACUCGCAUCGCCACAUCCUAUCGCUCCCGUGCUGACUACGCACUCUAUAGAGCCCGACCGCAUCGAAAAGCACAGCUGGCCCACACCGAGAUUCAUGUGGAUUGACUGACUGCAUUUGGAGUUGGCACAAAAUACUUUUGAAUACUUUCAGUUUGCGUGUACAUUCCAAAAACCAUGCAUGUUGGGUUCAUUAACGCUUGCCCGAAAAUUUGCUGGGAUGGGCUUCAACACACACUCAAAAUCGACACUUGAGGACCAAUGUGGACUUGUUCACUUACGGGUGCACUCACUUUUGUUGCAAGAGGUUGAAUGGCUUAUAAAGGACAGUAAAUUUACAGUUUUACAAGCUAUGCACCGUGGUUUCAUUUCUUUAGUGCUGUCCCAUGAAAGGAUAUAAAACAAUAAAAAUAUUUAAAAAUCUA
This is a messenger RNA of Syngnathus acus (greater pipefish), 2650 nucleotides long. RefSeq lists its product as uncharacterized. The record is from RefSeq and is a predicted model, not a curated record. Gene Ontology annotation, molecular function: kinase activity; pseudouridylate synthase activity. Bases 262 to 2337 code for a protein of 691 amino acids. NCBI's taxonomy places the organism in Eukaryota, Metazoa, Chordata, Actinopteri, Syngnathiformes, Syngnathidae. The transcript has 19 exons.